Molecule: messenger RNA, 1140 nt
Organism: Lodderomyces pseudojiufengensis
Lineage: Eukaryota; Fungi; Ascomycota; Pichiomycetes; Serinales; Debaryomycetaceae
Product: deoxyhypusine synthase
Exons: 1
Coding region: 1-1140 (379 amino acids)
Biological process (GO): peptidyl-hypusine biosynthetic process
Cellular component (GO): cytoplasm
Molecular function (GO): deoxyhypusine synthase activity
Source: RefSeq, a predicted model, not a curated record
AUGACCGAGUCAGGUAAACUUCCGAAUCUAGCGUCUGAUGCUGUGCUCAAACAAUCAAUACCUGUACCAGAAGAUUUUGAAGAAGUUAAAGGUAUAGAUUAUUCAAAAGAUAAUGCAUAUAAUAUGACUGCAAAAGAUUUAAUUUCAUCAAUGUCAACUAUGGGUUUUCAAGCAAGUUCAUUAUCACAAGCAUGUAAUAUAAUAGAUCAAAUGAGAAAAUGGAGAGGUAAAAAUAAAUCUGAAUUAGAAGAACAUGAACAUACUGGAGAAUUUGAUGAUGAAGGAUUUCAAAAAUCUACUAUAUUUUUGGGUUUUACAUCAAAUCUUAUAUCUAGUGGAUUAAGAGAUACUUUAAGAUAUCUUGUUCAACAUAAAAUGGUAAGUGCAAUUGUUGCAAGUGCAGGAGGAAUUGAAGAAGAUUUAAUAAAAGUUUUAGCACCAACUUAUAUGGGAGAUUUUGCAUUACCUGGAAAAAAUUUAAGAGAUCAAGGAAUGAAUAGAAUUGGAAAUUUAUUAGUACCAAAUGAUAAUUAUUGUAAAUUUGAAGAAUGGAUAGUACCUAUAUUAGAUAAAUGUUUAGAAGAACAACAAGAAGCUUUAAAAAAAGAAGGUAAUAAUGUAUUAGAUGCUGAUUCAUCAGCCAUAUGGACACCAUCUAAAUUAAUUGAUAGAUUAGGGAAAGAAAUAAAUGAUGAAAGUUCUGUAUUAUAUUGGGCUCAUAAAAAUAAGAUUCCAAUUUUUUGUCCAGCAUUAACUGAUGGUUCAAUUGGAGAUAUGUUAUUUUUUCAUACUUUUAAAGCAUCACCACAACAAUUAAGAUUAGAUAUAGUACAAGAUAUAAGGAAAAUUAAUUCAAUGUCAAUGGCUGCUUCAAAAGCAGGUAUGAUAAUCUUAGGUGGUGGAUUAAUAAAGCAUCAUAUAUGUAAUGCAUGUUUAAUGAGAAAUGGAGCUGAUUAUGCUGUAUAUAUUAAUACUGGUCAAGAAUUUGAUGGAUCAGAUGCUGGAGCAAGACCUGAUGAAGCUAUAAGUUGGGGUAAAAUUAAAGCAGAUGCUAAAUCUGUAAAAGUUUAUGCUGAUGUAAGUUUAGUAUUUCCAUUAAUUGUUGCAGCCACUUUUGCAAGUGAAAGGCCAACCAAGUAA